GUUAUAUAAUGAAUUAUUAUGAAGAUACUAUUGCUGAUAAUAUUUAUAACUUAACAACAUAUCCUACAGAUGAUGAAAUGCAUUUGGUUAUUCAUGAAGCACAUAAACAAGCAAGUACAUUUGCUAAAAUUCUUGAAUUUAUCGAGUAUAAAAAUCUUUUUUAUUAUGGAAUUUUUAUUACACAUAUGUUAGCUUAUGAAAGUGAUUUAUUAGAUGUUGAUUUAAAUCAAGAUGAUGAUGAGUUAGAAAAAAUUAAUAAAGUUGAUUGUGAAUUAAAUGAAAUUAGCAAGGCUGCAGAGUUGAUUAACAUAUAUAAUAUGAAAAAAUUGAUGAUUUAG
Messenger RNA from Funneliformis geosporum, 338 nucleotides. The record is from the annotation of a GenBank genome assembly. NCBI's taxonomy places the organism in Eukaryota, Fungi, Glomeromycota, Glomeromycetes, Glomerales, Glomeraceae.